GAAGCAGGAAGUGGGGGAGCCGCGCCGCGCACACCGCGGAGCGGGCGGCGGCUGCGGCGGCGCGGUCCGGCCGGGCCGAUGGCGGAGAAGUUCGACCACCUGGAGGAGCACCUGGAGAAGUUCGUGGAGAACAUUCGGCAGCUCGGCAUCAUCGUCAGCGACUUCCAGCCCAGCAGCCAGGCCGGGCUCCACCAGAAGCUGAAUUUCAUUGUUACCGGCCUACAGGACAUAGAUAAGUGCAGGCAGCAGCUUCACGACAUUACUGUACCUUUAGAAGUUUUUGAAUACAUAGAUCAAGGUCGAAACCCCCAACUCUACACCAAAGAGUGYCUGGAGAGGGCUUUGGCCAAAAAUGAGCAAGUUAAAGGCAAGAUUGACACAAUGAAGAAAUUUAAAAGCCUGCUGAUUCAAGAACUUUCUAAAGUGUUUCCAGAAGAUAUGGCUAAGUACCGAAGCAUCCGGGGUGAGGAUCACCCGCCUUCCUAAGCCUGCGAAGACCCCAAGUCCUUGACGGACCAGGACCAAGCCAGCAGGAGGCCAUGAUUGUCCGCACUGACGGUGCCUUCCUGCCAGUGUGGACUGGCCCUGGACCUGUCCCUACCCCUGAUGUCCCUGUCGGUAGACCUCGUGGGAUUCUGGGGCUGGACGAGAAGUGGAGCGGAGCCCCUCUGUCUCUGUAGCCCUUGACUGGUGGUCCCACAUCCUCAGAGUGAUUCCUUUCAUUCUCUCAGUGGGCAAAGGGCCCAGGGUGAAUCCUGGAAAUGUUAAGUGUGAUCAGUAAAUUAAAAGUUCAAAAAAUUCUA
Urocitellus parryii (Arctic ground squirrel) is the source of this 803-nucleotide messenger RNA. It is a transcript of the gene Med10, whose product is annotated as mediator complex subunit 10. Gene Ontology annotation, molecular function: transcription coregulator activity. Gene Ontology annotation, cellular component: mediator complex. Gene Ontology annotation, biological process: regulation of transcription by RNA polymerase II. The record is from RefSeq and is a predicted model, not a curated record. NCBI's taxonomy places the organism in Eukaryota, Metazoa, Chordata, Mammalia, Rodentia, Sciuridae.